Molecule: messenger RNA, 420 nt
Organism: Eimeria acervulina
Lineage: Eukaryota; Apicomplexa; Conoidasida; Eucoccidiorida; Eimeriidae
Exons: 1
Coding region: 1-420 (139 amino acids)
Source: RefSeq, a predicted model, not a curated record
AUGGCCUGCAACAUGAAGCAGCUACGCCACAACGAGAGGGCCCUGAGGUUCAUGCUACAACAGCAGCCACCUCUGCAGCUGCGAGGUCUUCCGGCGCUUCAACUGUAUGCCCACAGAGGGCAGCAUCAGGAGUGCGAUAUGCAGGAAUGCGAGGCUGCAUGUACAUAUUCAAUGCAGCAGAUCCUUGAAAUCCGUUCCUUAGGGCCGCUUACCCUUAAGCAGUUAGGUGGGGACGAACGUUCCUUACUUGGAGCCUGGGGACCACAUGGACCGCCCGGGGGUCCUCCAGAGGUGGGCAUCCUUGGUACAUGGCUGCGGCGGUUGGGACAACUGUACGAGGCCGAGCUAAAGCAGAUCGUCGAAGAGAGGCUCCAGCAGGCAGAGGCAGAGUACCCAAUUUACACUUCUUACAGCCCCUAA